Melitaea cinxia (Glanville fritillary) is the source of this 1854-nucleotide messenger RNA. Its product is annotated as spondin-2-like. The coding region runs from base 79 to 1689 and encodes 536 amino acids. Gene Ontology annotation, biological process: cell adhesion. Gene Ontology annotation, cellular component: extracellular matrix. The record is from RefSeq and is a predicted model, not a curated record. NCBI's taxonomy places the organism in Eukaryota, Metazoa, Arthropoda, Insecta, Lepidoptera, Nymphalidae. The transcript is spliced from 11 exons.
AGUCGAGAGGCGACAAUUGACCGACAUAGUCAGCUCAAAUUCCCGCACUGAUCCUGUUCGUUUGAGUACAUUUUUAAAAUGAAAUUAUUAUUUCGAUUAAAAGGACUUCCCUUGCAAAAGCUAUGGUGUUUGAUGAUGGUUAUACAGUUUUGUCACUGUGAGUCAUGUGAUCGAAGGCCACUAGGAACGAAGACAGACCCUCUUCCACCCGACAAUCGGUUUCAAAUCGAAAUCAUUGGAAUCAGCGACAAAAUGUACAUCCCUAAUAGACAGUACACAGUUCGACUAUUUGCAUCUGACGAUAUUUCUACGUUUAUUGCUUUCACGAUAUCGGCCCUCGAAGAUACGAAACCAAAUGAAAAAAAUCGUCGAAAACCAAUCCCAUUGAACGCUGGUAUUAUUUACGCACCAUCAAACUCUACUGAUUCUAGACUGAGUUUGACAUGCAAUAACACUGUUAUACAAACUGAUAUCACACCGAAAACUUCUGUACAGGUAAAGUGGCGUGCACCACCAAAAGAUAAUAAGUGCGUAAUCAUAUACGCACUGCUCGCUGUAAAACCAGAUGUUUGGUACAGUUCCGAAGGUCCACUGUCGAAACAGGUGUGUGAGGAUCGGCGGAACAUGGAAGACAUACAGCCAAUGCAGAACGAUAACUGUACAAGUUGUGAGGACGCUAUGUAUCUUCUAACGUUUGAAGGUAUUUGGUCAUACAACACACACAGGGAAAUGUUUCCAAACGCAAGUGAACUGGCGCGCUUUAGUGACGUUGUAGGCGCAUCCCAUAACAAGAACUAUCAGAUUUACAAAUUCAAUACAGAAGCUAGUGCGGGCUUGAAGAUGCUUGUUGAGCAAGGAAAUACAACGAAAUUAGAAAUAUUGAUUCAAGACGAGCUAGGGUCAUCUGUCCGAUCGAUAAUAAAAGCAUUAGGACAACCGAAACCAAACAUGUUAACUCAUGCAACUUUCCGCGUAACAAGGGAACACCAUUUAGUGUCGUUGGUUACUGCUAUCAUACCAUCUCCAGACUGGUUUCUUGGAGUGUCUAAUAUGGAAUUAUGUGAAGUUACUACGACUAAAUGGGCACCGAGCUUAACUUUCAAUUUGUAUGCUUUAGACGCUGGAACUGAUAGUGGACUGACUUUUGAGUCUCCAAAUGAAGACACAAUGCCACCUCAGGCCAUCAAAUCGGCCGAUAUAAAUAAGUUACUUCCAAAGGAACAGUUGAAGCCUUUUGCGAAAUUACAUUUUAAUCUGAUGAGGACAUACUUCACUCCUGAAUGCACAAAUGAAUUACCUGAUCAAGAAAGAAAAGAAGAGGAAAAAGAACCUGAAUCUACCGAAGUAUCGUCUGCAGCUACACCAGAACGUGAAGAGCCGGGUCCAGAUGUGAGUUCCACUGAAGAUUGUCCCAUGACUACUUGGGAAGAGUGGUUGUCGUGCGAAGGCGAGUGCUCUGAAGGUCGCCUGAGAGGUUAUCAAUCGCGUUUCCGUUACCACCUUAUAGAUGGCGUCGCGGUCGGAAAAUAUAGUGAUAAUAGUCCAUCUUCUGAAGAAAAAGAAGUGCCACAAAAUUGUGCAGAUAAUUAUCCAGAUAUGGAAACAAGAGGUUGUGAAGAAGGUUGUGAGGAAGAGGAUAAAGUUUCCGCUGACAGAAGAACGUGGUAUGAGCAGGAGGGGAAUAUUUAAAUAAGUUGUAAAUAAAAUGUCAAUAACAAAAUAUAGGUCACUAUAAAUAAUAUGAAGUCUAUUGAAACAAUAUAUUGAUUUCUUCACUCUUUAUGAACUACUUAAAUUAUAUCUACUGAUUAUAAAGAUUAUAUUUAUACAAUAAAAAAGUUAAACACUUGCAAA